Syzygium oleosum is the source of this 3518-nucleotide messenger RNA. RefSeq names its product leucine--tRNA ligase, chloroplastic/mitochondrial. The record is from RefSeq and is a predicted model, not a curated record. The coding region runs from base 79 to 3033 and encodes 984 amino acids. The transcript is spliced from 21 exons. Gene Ontology annotation, biological process: leucyl-tRNA aminoacylation. Gene Ontology annotation, molecular function: aminoacyl-tRNA deacylase activity; leucine-tRNA ligase activity; ATP binding. Gene Ontology annotation, cellular component: cytosol. NCBI's taxonomy places the organism in Eukaryota, Viridiplantae, Streptophyta, Magnoliopsida, Myrtales, Myrtaceae.
GUUAUCUUGAUUCUUUCGUCCCAUCCUCUCUCUCUCUCAUCUCCUCUCCUCCGCUCUCAACACACUCCUUCAAGAAAGAUGAUUACAAGCUCUCAGCAUUUGCACAGCCAGCUGCUUUGCCAGUCUCCUUAUCAGCCUCUUUCUUUCUCCUCCUUCGCUCAGGGCCACAGACCAAUCUUUCCCAGAAAGUUAGUCCCCAGACACGCCGUCAAGAACAGAUUCUUGGGUAUUCACUUCGACGGUACGACCUGCAGAGGGAAUGCUUAUGGUAGAGCAAGAAUCAGGAGUCGGGUAAGUGGUGAAUUGACCGAGGUUGAAGAGCAGCAGCAGAAGCAAGAGCAAGAGCCUUUGGUGAAAAGAGCAUACCCUUUUCAUGAGAUUGAGCCGAAGUGGCAAGAAUACUGGGAAAAGAACAAAACUUUCAGAACCCCAGAUGAGAUUGACACGUCUAAGCCCAAGUUCUAUGUCCUCGACAUGUUCCCUUAUCCCAGUGGAGCGGGAUUACACGUUGGGCAUCCCCUGGGAUACACUGCCACUGAUAUUCUUGCUAGAUUCAAGAGAAUGCAAGGCUUCAAUGUUUUGCACCCAAUGGGAUGGGAUGCGUUUGGAUUGCCUGCAGAGCAGUAUGCGAUUGAGACCGGAACCCAUCCGAAAAUGACAACUUUGAGGAACAUUAACCGAUUUCGCACCCAGCUUAAAUCACUGGGUUUCUCCUAUGAUUGGGAUCGUGAAAUUUGCACAGUAGAACCAGAAUAUUACAAGUGGACCCAAUGGAUUUUUCUUCAGCUUUUCAAGAGAGGAUUGGCAUAUCAGGCUGAAGUGCCAGUAAAUUGGUGCCCUGCUCUUGGUACUGUAUUGGCUAAUGAGGAGGUGAUAGAUGGUGUGAGUGAGCGUGGCAGCCAUCCAGUUAUAAGAAAGCCAAUGCGGCAAUGGAUGCUCAAGAUUACUGAAUAUGCUGACCGUCUUCUUGAAGAUCUAGAUGACCUCGAUUGGCCUGAAAGCGUCAAAGAAAUGCAAAGAAAUUGGAUAGGGAGAUCAGAAGGUGCUGAAUUAAAGUUCCGUGUUGUUGAUGGUGAUAAAAUGGAAAGAAAUCUAGAGCUAACUGUUUUCACUACCAGGCCUGACACAAUCUUUGGAGUAACGUACUUAGUUGUUGCACCUGAGCAUCCUUUGUUGUCGGCAUUUGUCUCUGAAGCCCAAUGUGGUGAUGUGGAGGAAUACAAGGACAUAGCAUCGAGAAAGAGUGACCUCGAGAGAACUGAGCUCCAGAAGGAAAAAUUUGGUGUCUUUAGUGGUCGCUUCGCCGUCAACCCAGCUAAUGGUGAAGCAAUCCCUAUAUGGGUUGCGGAUUAUGUAUUGGGGAGUUAUGGUACAGGAGCGAUAAUGGCUGUACCAGCACAUGACACGCGGGAUCACGAGUUUGCUCUAAAGUAUGACAUCCCCAUUCAUUGGGUAGUGACUCCUGAUGGGGAAAGCAGCCCUGAUUCCAAGGUGGCUUACUCUGGUGAAGGGAUAAUUAUUAAUUCCUCGGACUCGACGUCUAGGCUUGACAUCAAUGGUUUGCUGAGCGGCGAAGCUGCUUCCAGAGUCACUGAAUGGGCUGAGAAGACUGGCAAUGGGAAGAAGAAGGUGAACUACAAGUUGCGGGAUUGGCUCUUUGCUAGACAACGGUACUGGGGGGAACCUAUACCCAUCAUUUUCUUUGAUGAAACCGGUGAGAGUGUCCCACUCAGCGAAACAGACCUGCCUCUUUUGCUUCCUGAGUUAGAUGACUUUACACCCACGGGGACGGGGAAACCACCAUUGUCGAAGGCAGAGGCGUGGGUUCGAACCUUGGAUCAAUCAUCCAGAAAAAUUGGUAGAAGAGAAACAAGCACCAUGCCACAGUGGGCUGGUUCUUGCUGGUAUUAUCUGAGAUUUAUGGAUCCCAAAAAUUCCAAAGAAUUAGUCUCUAAGGAGAAAGAAAAGUACUGGAGCCCAGUUGAUGUGUAUGUCGGUGGUGCUGAACAUGCUGUACUCCAUUUACUUUAUUCUAGGUUCUGGCACAAGGUUCUAUACGAUAUUGGUAUUGUUUCCACGAAAGAGCCUUUCAAGUGUGUUAUAAACCAGGGAAUCAUUCUUGGCGAGGUUCAAUAUACAGCAUACAGAGAUGCUGAUGGAAAUUAUGUAUCUGCAGAAGCUGCAGAUUCAUUGGGUGAAUAUACUCAAGAAGUAGUAACUGAAGAAAAAGUCACAAAAUCUGGGGAAUUUUUCAUACUGAAGGACAAUCCUAAUGUUCGUCUAACAGCACGUGCUUACAAAAUGAGUAAGAGCAGGGGAAAUGUUGUCAAUCCCGAUGAUGUUGUUUUUGAGUAUGGUGCGGAUUCUCUUCGCUUGUACGAGAUGUUCAUGGGACCGUUUAGAGACUCAAAAACUUGGACCACCAGUGGGAUUGAGGGUGUUCAUCGGUUUCUGGCGAGAUCGUGGAGGCUGCUUAUCGGUUCACCAUCACCUAGUGGUACAUUUAAGGGGGGAACGGUGGCAACCGAUGUAGAACCGAGUCUGGAACAGCUUCGUUCUCUUCAUAAAUGUAUUGCUAAGGUGACAGAGGAGAUAGAAGGGACACGGUUCAACACUGGAAUUUCUGCAAUGAUGGAGUUCAUUAAUGCUGCUUAUAAGUGGGAUAAACUGCCAAGGUCAGUCGCAGAAGCAUUUGUUUUGUUGCUUGCUCCAUAUGCUCCUCAUAUGGCGGAGGAGCUUUGGUCCCGCCUAGGGCACUCAAAUUCAUUGGCGUAUGAAACUUUUCCAAAGGCUAAUCCCGAUUACUUGAAGGAGCCGACUAUAAUGCUACCAGUUCAGAUCAACGGCAAGAUGAGGGGUACUAUCCAGGUCGAAGAAGGGUGCUCUGAGGAGGAUGCUUUCAGAUUAGCUUCGAAAGACGAGAAACUUUCCAAGUAUCUGGAUGGAAAGUCCAUCAAGAAAAGGAUCUUUGUCCCUGGCAAGAUCCUAAAUGUCAUCUUGGACCGCCAAAAUGUUAAGGUCGGAGCUCAAUAGUCACUUUUGACUGCGCAUUAUGGAGUUGGUCCCCGGUUACCUCGCGCCAAUAGAUGUAAAUGACAAGAUUCUUUCGUAAGACCGAACAAUGAAGAAGAAGAUAUAGACCAGUUAUGAUCAGCUAAGUCGCCGUCAACAUAUAUUAUCUCACAGAGUGGUUCCCGUGCUAUUACUUCAUCACAAAAAAAGAGGCAUUGCAUUGUGUUGUGGUAGGUGUUUAACUUGGGAAUGCAGACACGUAGCCGUCAGUCUUGAUUCCAAUGUUUAAAUCCAGAAAGUGGGAAUGCACUCCUCAGCGAUGAGAAGUAAGAUGUUUGCAGAUUAGGUGAAGCAAAGACCGUUAUCUCCUGUAUUGUAUCCUUCAGUCUGUGAGAUGCUGCCAUCAGGUGGUUGGGAUGUAUCUACUGUAUAUUCUACUGAAUUGACAGUUUGUAUGAAGUGCUUAGCUUAUCCAGCAGAAUUCUCUCCUUCAGCAGUUAACUCCA